AUGUCGCGCGUUGUUAGGCAACUGAAGUUCUUGAAUAAGAUAUCUUCUACCACUAUCAAGCCCCAGAUCUUGCUAAACCCUGAAAGUUACGGCGCCUUGAACCUUACAUUUCAAUGGCAGAACCACAACGGCCAUAUGGGCGCGAGGAAGUUUUGGCAUGAGUAUCUACCAACUCUGCAAUUUUACAAUCCUGAACUCAAAAUAAAUAUUUCAAGAGUGAAGAAUGACAAGAAGGACGUUAUGGUGCCGUGCAAGCUCGAAAUUUUGUCUCCGACUGGCAGUGUUGUCGAGACCCUUGACAUGCGCGAUAAAGACAAAGAAAGCAUAAUGGAUGAGCUUCUGGCCAAGGUGAACCACGAAAGAGUCUCCUCAAAAGAAAUAGUCAAAGUUUGA
Messenger RNA from Lachancea mirantina, 393 nucleotides. Lineage: Eukaryota; Fungi; Ascomycota; Saccharomycetes; Saccharomycetales; Saccharomycetaceae. The record is from the annotation of a GenBank genome assembly.